Molecule: messenger RNA, 2487 nt
Organism: Sarcophilus harrisii (Tasmanian devil)
Lineage: Eukaryota; Metazoa; Chordata; Mammalia; Dasyuromorphia; Dasyuridae
Gene: KMT5B
Product: lysine methyltransferase 5B
Cellular component (GO): nucleus
Molecular function (GO): histone H4K20 methyltransferase activity; protein binding
Source: RefSeq, a predicted model, not a curated record
UGGGACUCCUUUCUCUGCCGGCGGCGGCGGAGGGAGCGGGCGGUGCUGCGGCGACGCCGCCGCCAUCUUGGAUUUUACUCUCCAUUUUUUCUCUGGAAUUAUUUUUUGGUGAUUAAUUUUCUUUGGGGGCGGAAAGGGCCGCGGGCAGCGCGUGCCCCGCACGGAGCCGCGGGGCAGCCGGGCCUCCGACCCCGGCCCCGUCCUCCUCCUGAGGGGGAGCGGGCGGCGCUCGGGCGGAGAGAAACUUGAAAUUAUUCUCUAAGCUAUUUGAAGAGAGUGACUAAAUGCCACUGGGUCGGGCUGUCUGUGGGUAUGAAGUGGUUGGGAGACUCCAAGAACAUGGUCGUGAAUGGCAGGAGAAAUGGAGGCAAGUUGUCUAACGAACACCAGCCGAGUCAAUCCAAAUUUCAGCACGCGGGAAAGGACGCCCUGAAAGCUGGCAGAAAUGCAGUUGAGAGGAGGUCAAGCAGAUGUAGCGGUGCUUCAGGGUUCGAGGGCCAGAGUCGCUAUGUUCCUUCUUCGGGGAUGUCUGCCAAGGAGCUAUGUGAAAAUGACGACCUAGCCACCAGCCUGGUGCUUGACCCCUACCUAGGCUUUCAGACCCACAAGAUGAACACGAGCGCCUUUCCUUGGAGGAGUUCCAGGCACUUCACUAAAUCGGACAGCUGCCCUCACACGCACCCGGUGAGAUUUCGUCCUAUUAAAGGAAGGCAAGAAGAGCUGAAGGAGGUGAUUGAGCGCUUUAAGAAAGACGAGCACUUGGAGAAGGCCUUCAAAUGCCUGACCUCGGGCGAAUGGGCACGGCACUAUUUUCUGAACAAGAAUAAGGCACAGGAGCGGUUGUUCAAAGAACACGUAUUUAUUUAUUUGCGAAUGUUUGCGACUGACAGUGGAUUUGAAAUCCUGCCGUGCAAUCGAUAUUCUUCAGAACAGAAUGGAGCCAAAAUCGUUGCGACAAAAGAGUGGAAACGGAACGACAAGAUCGAGUUGCUGGUGGGGUGUAUCGCUGAACUCUCGGAAAUAGAGGAGAACAUGCUUCUUCGACAUGGAGAGAACGACUUCAGCGUCAUGUACUCCACCAGGAAAAACUGUGCUCAGCUCUGGCUCGGUCCCGCCGCCUUUAUAAACCAUGAUUGCAGACCUAACUGUAAGUUUGUCUCGACGGGUCGUGACACCGCCUGUGUGAAGGCCUUGAGAGACAUCGAGCCCGGGGAGGAAAUCUCCUGUUAUUAUGGAGACGGGUUUUUCGGAGAAAACAACGAGUACUGCGAGUGUUACACUUGUGAAAGACGGGGAACUGGUGCUUUUAAGUCGAGAGUGGGGCUUCCCACCCCCACUCCCGUCAUCAACAGUAAAUACGGGCUGAGAGAGACCGACAAGCGCUUAAACCGGCUGAAGAAGCUGGGUGAUGGCAGCAAGAACUCGGACAGCCAGUCGGUCAGCUCCAACACGGACGCAGACACCACUCAGGAAAAAGCCGACGCGGCUGCUAACAGGAAACCGUCCGUCGGCGUAAAGAAGAGCAGCAAGAACCGAUCGCUCACGCGCCCGUCGUCGUCGGUGUCGCGGAUCCCGGCGGCCUCCAACUCUACCUCAUCGAAACUCACUCCUCUCCACAAUCCCAGGGUACCAAAGAAACUGAAAAGGCCUGUCAUCAAGCCUUUGCUCUCCAAGAUAAAGCUCAGAAACCAGUGCCGGCGGCCAGAGCAGAAGAGCUCCUCCAGAAAGCUAGAGGUGGGGAACCUGGUCCUCAAGGAGCCCAAGGUGGUUCUCUACAAAAACUUGCCCAUUAAAAAGGACAGAGCGUCGGAGGGAGCGGGGGGUGCCGCCGCGGCCGGCGGCUGCCUCACCCGCCACGCGGCCCGGGAACACCGGCAGGGGCCCCUGAACGGGGCUCCCGAGCAGGACGGGGAGUCCCCCUGCACCUACAUCACUCGGAGGUCAGUGAGGACGAGAACCGGGUGGAAGGAGACCUCUGAGCCCGCCCUCGAGCCGAGCCUGCCGGGCAGCCCUCCCGGCACCUGGACGGGCCCAGGCCCCGGCACAGACACGGACGCCACGGAACCACCCACCGCCCACGCGGUGCAUGACCAGCAAAAAGCCUACGAGUCCACUGCGUCCCCAAAGGGGGAGGGCAGGUCUCCAAAGGAGGACGCCAGCACGGCCAAAAAGAAAUCACGGCCAGGGAAGCUUCUGAAACCAUUUCCCAAAGUGGAGGAGCCCGCGCCGGCCCUGGACGCCCCCGAGAGCGACGAAGCAGUGCCCGCCCUCGUCGGCUCACACCCGACCAGAGGCCAGGGACAAAACAGAGGGGCCGCGGGCGCCAGGCUCACCUCCCCCGCCGGCGGGUUUCCGUGGGGCGCCCGCCAUUCAAAACGAACCUUUAGAACGCCAAAGCAAAAAAGGCGCAUCCACAGUCAUGCGCAGCAUCCCGAAAACACUCGGAUCCCCAAAUUGACUCUGCGGCGCCGCCACGACAGCACAUAA